AUGAAACUUGGUGGAUUAGGGGUUUUGAACCCAAAGUUACAGCAAGGUGCUCUUCAGCUUCGUUGGCUUCGACCUCUGUUCCGCUCCCCUUCCUCUCCUUUGGGUCUGAGUAUCUUGACGGCUCAAUUCCCAGACAUGAUGAUUUGGAUUGGCUCUGAAGUUGACCCCUCUCCACUUUUGUCUGCUCUAUCUCCUAACUUUUCUUGGAAUCGUCUGUCCACACGCCGAUAUCGUUCCUCUUGUCAAGUUGCCAUUUUCUCUACCAAGGAUAUGCAACAGGAUAUACGUGCCAUCGAAUGGCGUCAGUUCUGGUCUUUUGUUCUUCCUUAUGCCUCUCGCAACAUCUGGUUUCAGUUGCUUCAUUGCAAGAUUUCUUGUAGAUCAGCCUUACAUCAUUGUGUCCCUACCGUGUUUCCAUCUGCCACUUGCUCUCUCUGUGGUACAACUGAUGAGUCUCAGGACCAUUUUCUCUUUGCCUGCCCACUCAAGCUCCCCCUCUGGAAAACCUUUUGGCACACUCAUUUUGGCUUUUCCUCUCAGACCUCUGACAUUCACAAUGCACUAUACAAGUUUACCUUCCCACCUCCUCUUGACCCCACCCUAGAAUCUGCUUCCAUCUUUGGAUCUGCUCUCUUGGCCGUAUGGCGCCACCAUUGGGUCUUUGUCUUUGACCAAGCACUUUUUAUUGCUACCAAUGCUAUAACCACAGCCAACUCCUUGCUCUCUCGAUUGUACGCUGAAGAAAACCUUGACCAAAGCCCAUAUCCUAUCUAA
Molecule: messenger RNA, 774 nt
Organism: Phycomyces blakesleeanus NRRL 1555(-)
Lineage: Eukaryota; Fungi; Mucoromycota; Mucoromycetes; Mucorales; Phycomycetaceae
Exons: 2
Coding region: 1-774 (257 amino acids)
Source: RefSeq, a predicted model, not a curated record